Molecule: messenger RNA, 19724 nt
Organism: Caenorhabditis sp. 36 PRJEB53466
Lineage: Eukaryota; Metazoa; Nematoda; Chromadorea; Rhabditida; Rhabditidae
Source: the annotation of a GenBank genome assembly
AUGGAUUUCGUACUAUCAGAAAGUUCCGGCGGAGAAGAGGGAUCCGUAAACGAAGGUAGUUAUCACGCAAAAUCACAGAAACUUCGCUGUUUACAGGCAAUUCGCGACGUCUCAAGGGCAGCGGCUUUCCAUUUGCAACAAAAUGCCGCACCGUUCGUCAUCCCGACGACUGUUGCGGCGAUUCUUUGCCCACUUCCACUUCUUCUCGCGUCGGAGAUGCGAAACGCAAGAGUCGCCGCACAUUUGAACGUUCAGAGCAAUCCAUCGUUCAUGGAGAUCAUCAAAAAUGUUAGACCACGUUUUCAGUGGAAAAUUACUUCGCGGCCUAGAAAUUCGGCCAGAUUGCGAACAGCGCGCCCUUUCUGUCCGGUGCCCCUAUAAUAGUUUGAUUGACCUUUCCGUGGCACCCUUCUCUAAUCGUCCAAGUUUCCGGAACUUUCUUCAGUUCCUCCUAUAAGAAAAUCAGUGUUCAAUUCACUGUUCGGCGAGCAAGUGCAACAAAAGAAGAGUUAAUUUGACACUAAGGUGAGCCCCGGGUUGUUUCAGAGACAAAUUCAGCGCAUUUUCAGACGUACUGUUCAAGCCAUGCGUCUGUUCGCCGUUCUAGGCCUCAUCACCUUGUGUCGUGGAUGGGAUGUUCGGAACGAGCCGUUGAGAUUCGCGAGACGGCUCAAUCCUGGAGGAAUCAGCUCGACCGCCACUUCCGAUCCGACUCCAAAUUCUACUUCGACUUCUGAUCCUACUCCGGCUCCGACUCCUGCCCCCGCUCCCCCGAAGACACCAGUUCCGAUUCUGAAAAGUUAGUUUUCCAGCACUUCGUGGUCCUUUCUAGAACAUCCAUUAUUCAAACAGUGUGAUUUUAUUGUUGAUUUCAGCGAAUACUUCGCUCCGCCAAAUCUCCGACGACUUCUCUAUCCUUGGACGGAUCGUGAACACGAUUGCCAUCCAGGAGGGACUCUCCAACGAUUCCAUCCGACUCGUGGAUCUUCUCGCCGAACUGUACGACUUGGAAUCAGGGAAUGGACUGAUGAGACUGAAGGAAAUGAAGGUGGAUCCUAGAACUGUGUCCGGUGAGUUGGACAAGAUCUUGGGUAUUGUCGGAAAUCUGAAGAAAGAUGCGAUAAAUGAUCCGACGAAUGUGAAAAACGGCAUUGUGACACUCAUGGAAAUAAAGCACAAACUCCCUGAUUUCGAGGCGGGACUCAACGAAACAGCCACGGAGGACUUGGUCGCAAAGUUUGAGAACGUAUCCGGGAUUCAAUUCAUCAAUGGAGACUUCUUGGACACUUCUAAAUUUGAAAGUGUAGUAGAGCAAAUAACUACUAUAAAAAAGAAUCAAGAAAUAAGUAAUACAGGUGUACUCACCCUUCUCGAUGGUGCAUUGAAGCAGAUAUUGCAUCUCACGGCCCCUCUCUUGGAUCGGUUCCAAUCGUUCAAAGAUUACAAGUCAAAGUUGAGCAAUGUGAUGGCUGUGAAAGAUCUGCACAAGGUGAUUGAACCGGUCCUCGUGAUCUCCCAAGCAGUCCGAGAAUACAGCCAAAACUCGGAGGCGUUUAUUUCUCUUCCGUCCAAGUUGUCUGAAUUGAAAGCUGAAUUAGACAUCUUCAUUCCAAUCGCCGCGAAACAUCAAUCAUUCUCGGCAGUCAAUGCUGCCCUCAAGAUCGCUCAUCCGUUCGUGAUUGAGCUGAUAUCUCCGAGGACUUCCGGACGUAUUCUGACCAGAGCGUUCCCGAACGGAGCCAAGGACUAUGCUCGGUUCCCGAAAGACAUCCGAAGCGAGUGGUUCAAGGAGACGAUCGCCUGCGGAAAGGACGUGAAACGAUUAGAAGACGCUCUCGACCACUCAAGACACUUCAGCGAGCAGGUGUCGGAGUUGGAUGCGAGCUGGCAGAAGUUCCGGAACAUUUCCCACGUCGCCAACUUCACUGAUCGGCUAGUGAACUCGACAAGCAGUUUGGCAAAGGAUGGAGAGGAAUUGGCUGGAAUCAAGGACUUGAAACCUUCGAUUGAAACGGUUGCGAAUGCGGUCCAAUCUCUGAAGAAUAUCACAUGUGCUCCACCAUUUGAUGAUAUUCAAAAAGUCAAUGAUUAUGUGAAAAACAUCAAUGAGCUCAUUGUGCGAAUGGAACAAGCGAUUGAAAGUGUCAUGCAAAACACAACUCAAAAUGUGACAGCAAGUAUGACAACAAUUGCCAAAGUAGCUAAUAAAAUUACGAAUAAUCCUGCAAAUAUAGCUGCCAUGAUUAAAGAUUUCAUAGAACUUCCUGAAAUCCAAAUGGUCGUCGAUCAUAUGAACUUCGUCAAUGCCACUCUCAGUCCCUUCUCAGCAGUCAAACUUGAAGCGGCCUUUAGCAACGUUCCUGACUUUAGUUCGAUCAAAUCAAUACAGUCCUGUCUUAAGGAAACUGGACUAGUUGGCACUCUGAAGCUUCUUCAAUCCGGCAACUAUAACUCGGACGGAGUCGGAAGGGUCUUCCGCUUCGAAAGCGCUAUUCAAGAAUUGACAACUUCCGAUGUCACAACAGCCAAAGUUCUGUUCGACACGAUGGACAAGAUGAAAGAGGCGGUCGUGGGCGUGAUCGGAAAAUCAGGAACGUCGAUGAGAAGACGUCGGGCACUCGACGACAAGCUGGCGCUGAGCAACUUGGAGAAGUCGGAGGAAGUGGCGACGAGCGUUGCGAGAGGAGUAGACACACUCCGGAUGAUGUCCGACGUGCUCGACAAGAAGAAACAGGUGCUGGCGGCGGCCGAUGCUCCACCAGAAGUGAAUGCAGUCAUCGGAGCACUUCCGACGGUCAACGCGUCCUGGACGAGCAUCACGAAAGAAUCCAUGAGGAAGCUGAUCAAGGAUCUGGUGAAUGUGGACAGCUACGCGAAGGAUCUGGCGGAAGAGACCGAUCUUCUGAAGAUCGGAACUGUGUUCGACAAGGCUGGAACAGUGGCAGGAGUCAAACUGAAUACUCGACUUCUUGCGGACUCUAUAUCUGAAACUCUGCAGAACUCCACCAGUCAGAAAGCCAAGAACCUUGAGCCGACUUUCCACGAACUCGGACGGCUCGAACUGGACUUCGCCAGCCACAAGGACGAUUUCACGGCGGCCUCUCUCGCUCUGACCCGACUCCGCACCUUCUUCGACGACUUUUUCGGCAUCGAUCGGGCGACUUCGUUGGUGACGGGGACGGAGGAUUCGACGCCGACCGUCGCCUGGUACCACAUCGUCAUUGGCGGCAGCGCCCUCGUCGUCUUGAUCAUUCUGAUCUUUGUGGUUAGAAAGGCGCGGAAGAUGUUGAAGAGAAGGCGAGACUAUAUUAGUGAGUUUCUUCCGUAAUCCCGUGCAAACACUCUGAAAUUUCAGGAAUCGACGACAGGAGAGAACGUCCCGACAGGCGCCGCAACGCUGUCACCAACGACAAUAUGCAUCGAACUUUGGGACACACCGACUUGCAUCUGGCCCUAAAGCAGGCGAAAUGGAACGAAGUCUUCCGUCUGGUCCAUGAAGGCAACUGUUUCAUCAACGGAUACAGUAAGCAUCAUCCGGAGAGGUGCCGAGUAAACUUUGCAAUUGCAGUGUACGAUUGGCCGAACGCUUGGACACCACUCCAGUACGCUUUCAAGAAAAGGGCGCCCGACUGGGUCGUCGAGGCGAUGCUUGAACACGGCGCCGAUCUGUUCCAGAGAGACACUGAGAACAACACGGCCAUGGACUAUCUACUGAAAAUCCACCCGAAGAUUGACGAUAAAACGUACUCGAAAGGAUGGAGAGGUUGGUACGAAUGGAUCCGAAAUGAAGAAGAGUAUCCGCUUCGGUCGAUAAUCCGCCACAAAAAGUUCUACAAGUACCAGAUGAGUGAGUGUCUGUUUUUGUCUUCCAACUCGCUUCCGAUCGACGAUUUGCAGAACCGCCGAUCAUUCUCCACCCCGAAAACUUUUGCGUUCACUUUGACUUAUAUAUCGGAACAUAUAAAAUUGAUAAAUUCGCGAAACUUUUCAGAGGACGGGUCAGUUUGAAGUGGGGGGGAAAGCACACAGAUCUUCGGUUUUGUUUUCAGUGCAAUCCCGAAAGCUUCUACGAGCCGAACAGAAUGGCCACUCACUUUGUGGUGAGCGACGAAGGCACCGGCACAGUGGACCUAGACACGAGAUGGGAUUUGCUUCCGCGACUGUUCAGUCCGACGAUCCUGAUGACGGAAGCGUGGCUGGAAAUGGUGACUUACAAUGGAUUGAAUAGCUUGGAAGGAUGGACCAACGACUACGAUUACCGGAUCACGAAGGCCAAGUACAAAGACCGUAUCUACACGACUGUCGAGCUGAUCAACUCUAUGUAUCAUCAGAUGGUUUGUCGUUUCGCAUUGAUCUCCUCGAUUAGACCCACUUUCAGAGCAUUCCCUACUUGAUUGGAGCCAAGGUUCUGCCUCUUGAUAACACCAAAAUCAGAUCAAAUCAAACCACCUUCGUUCUCAACGUGGUUCCCUUGUUAGGCGGAUUGAACCGGGACGAUCUGGCAAAAGACGACUACCGAGAAACCUGGUUCUACAAUGACCAUGUGUCGGCAGAGUUGCAUUUCGGCGUCGAGGAAGAGCGAGCAGCAUUCAUGGAAGUUAAGGAACGAGUCUACGAUCUUCAUUCGGAUUCCGCAUACUUUGCGUUCACCACAGAGAGUGAGCUCUUGUCGAAAAUACUCGCCAUGAGUGUUGUGACGAACAAAAAGGUGAAGUUGCUCUACUGUGAUCCAGCUGACUACGCGUACAGCGAACCGACAAACUUUUGGAAUCCGCUGAAUUGGGUGCGAAGACCGAAGGACCCGAAGAUUGAAUUGUGGAAGAAGGAGGAGGCGGAGGCGAGAGCGAGAUGGAUUGAGUCGCUCGAAGAUUUGAAAGAUCCGCGAAAGAAGAAGAAGGCAAAAGUCGCGAAACCUGUGAAAGGCGGAUCCCACUCGACAAAGCCGAUUCUCGACACGAGAGAGCCGUCCAACUCGCAAAAGAAAAUGGUGACGCAGAAAAAGCCGACUCCGGCGGCGUCGACCUAAAGCAAACUUGAUAUAAUUGAUCCUAUUUUACUCGUCUCGAUUUCAUCUUAAUAAAAUCGUUUCGAAGUUUAUAUUUUUGCUCGCAAUUUUCGCGAACGAGCACUAUUGCGGAGAGAGCGCAGAGAAAUAGAGAGUAGCGAGCGGGAUGGGCAAUUUAUCGGCCGCCACCUGCCUGCUUGCACUUUUUCUGUGUUUUCGCUCGUGCGAGAAUGUUCUAUUCUUUUUUUUUUGGCUGAAAACUUAAGUACUCGGAAUCACUGCUUUUCUCUGCUUUUUCGGUUCGAAUCGCUUGACGAAAUUCGUUCAAGCCGAGAGAAAGAUUGUCUGGCGCGAUCGCGAUCGGCAAAUCGAAAGUUUUCCGAGUGAUAACGAAAGAAAGAGAGCGUGAUAACGGCCGAUUGAUUAUCACCUCGUGACUUAAACAACGAUCAAGCGAUCAAGUUGCGAACGUAGUUUUUGGCUGGGGGUUUUGCGAAUUUGGACCAGUGGGCCGGACUAUUUAUUUAGGAAUUACAGGGUGGUCCACCGUUACCCGUACAAAAGUUUUACGCGGCGCGCGUAGGUACUGACGCAAUUCUGGUGUGGCCCUAAUUCAAAAUUUUGUAUAUUAUCAUGUUCUUAACUAUUUGGCCAAGUCUCAGACCAAACUGAUUUGUUUCAGCCGAAUAGCACCGAUUAGUCUGCACCCCGUUCCCAUAGUACGCUUUUUCACUGAGGGGUGAGCAGACAAACCAUCAUGAAAUGUGAUGUGGAAAUGAGUCCAAUAUCCGUGUAAAUCACUCUAAAAUGCAAGCUGAGUCCGUGCCAUGAUUUCUUGUCCCAUCAGCUGAACACGCCAAUCUCAACGCGUUUUCAUCGAUCAUGGUGACAAAAUCAGAAAAGUACGUUAUGUAGAUGAGACGUCAACAAAGAAACGUUUUCUUCGGUCUCACAAAUACUUUGGAGAACAACAUUGGGUGUUAGAUUAGGAUAAUACGCCUGCUCACACGGACAAGAUCAUUUAGCAGUGGUUCCAGGCCAAUUUGGCAGCGUUCAUCAAGAAGGAAAAAUGGUCCGAUUUCUCGCCGGACCAUUUUUUGUUGGACUAUUCGUUGUUGGGGUCUUACAGGCCAAUAUAAAGGCUAAACCCCAGACAAGUAGGGGAGUGAUAAAAAAAUUCCUUGCCAGGUAGGGGCUCAAUCUGUCCACGGACUUCCCGCGUGCCGCGGCAAACUGUUACUUCGGAAGUCUUCGGGCUGUCAUUGUUAGGAAAGGAGGUCGGGUGCAACACUAUUAGCUUAUAAAUAUUGUCAAACAUCUUAGUAAACGUUUUGUUAAGUCUCAUGUCUUUCUGACUUCUAGUUUUGGAAUUACACAACUUUUAUUUUGUACGGGUAACGGUGGACCACCCUGUAUGUGGAUGGCCGUAAAAGAGACCGAAAGGGCUUUUUUGCUCGCAUCCACACUUUGCACACUUCUUGGACAGUCGGGGAAUAGGAUAUCCGGUUUCUCACAGCCUCAAACUAAUAUGUGCCGCAUCGAAUCGACAAGUAACAUGCAUUCUAGUAAAGAACUCUAAACAAAGUUGGAUAAAUUUAAAAAAAGCAACAGCAGAAACAUUUUGUGCGAGAACCGAAUGAAAAAUCGGAUGCGAACAAUGCUUUACAUCAUUCUAUUUCGAGAACAGUGGGUCUAGACAAGUCGUUUUUCGCGCAGUUCCAUUUCGAAAUCGCACCAACAAUAACCGUUUUUCAGGUAAAAAAUCCGGAAGCGCGAAAGACGGGCGACAAAAUCGAAGUGUUCUAUUCACGCAAGACGACAGUCGUCUCGCCGACCAAUUCAGAUGAUGAGGAGGCGGACUUUUGCUCCGACUCGGAACUUCUUCCCUCGUCGCAAGAGGGACAUCGCUCCAGAGCCACGUCGUUCCACGGAAGGGUUCGAGCUGGCAGCGACGACGAGACGGCCAACCCGAAGCACACUGUUCUCAGGUUCGGCAGGCUACGACUUGGUCCAAAAAGUUCCCAUUUUUAGCAACUUUACCGCACUCUUUAGAGGAGUCUUGCAGUAACUCUUCGUAUUUAACAUUCCGUUUUCAGAUAUCGCCGCAAAAAGGGCGGUCAGUGGCGAGAGGUGAACGCGCAAGGGACGCCCGACAAGCGGAAAGACGAUGAGGACGAACUGGAGGUGGAUGUGAAGGAGGACCGGUCCGAGCAGACGGGCGUCGUCACGAAGACGUACGAGGCACGGUGGAAGGUGCUCAAGUACGAGCAUCUGCCCGAGUGGCUGCAGGAUAACGAGUUUCUAAGGUGAAUUCGGACACUUCACUCAUUUUCGAACACUUCUCAACGUGUUUCGUUCAGACACGGCCACCGUCCGCCACUCCCCUCGUUCUCCGAAUGCUUCAAAGUAUUCUGUCGCUGCACACGGAAACUGGCAACAUUUGGACGCAUCUCAUCGGAUGCGUCGCCUUCUUUCUUCUCGCCUGCUGGUUCUUCACGAGACCCGACAAUCACAUUCAGUUCCAGGAGAAGGUAUCGCGCUUUUCUGCCACCAAGCAUUCUAUCGAAACAGAUUUUGCAAAAGACGAUAAAAUUGAAGUCUUCUUUCAGGUCGUCUUCUCGUUCUUCUUCGUCGGCGCCGUCCUCUGUCUCGGUCUCUCGUUCGCAUUCCACACGCUCUCAUGCCACUCGGUGAACGUCGUCAAACUGUUCUGCAAACUAGACUACAUGGGCAUAUCGCUGCUCAUCAUCGGCUCCUUCAUUCCCUGGAUCUACUACGGCUUCUACUGUCGUCGCGAGCCCAAAAUCACGUACAUCGCAAUGGUUUGCGUGCUCGGCAUCGGCGCGAUCGUCGUCUCGUUGUGGGACACGCAACUGAUCGAGGAAUGGUUCCCGGCCGACUGGAGCACAAUUCUCAUCACCAAAACAAUGUUGAUCCUGGCCGACACAGCCAAGGACAUCUUGCUUUCGAGUCGGAAAAUGUUGGAAGAAGUGUCCGGUCCGGUGAAGAUCUUCGGAGACUUCCAUGGCCAAUUCGAAGAGAUAGAGAUCUUUGAAACGCCUUUUAGUCUUUUUGUUUGUCCGCUCGAAACACGGUUGUGAUUUCAUGAAAAUCUUCCCGAUAACGUUGUGCAAAUCAGAAAACGGUUGGUGGUAGUUUGUUUGACCUUUCCGUGGCACCCUUCUCUAAUCGUCCAAGUUUCCGGAACUUUCUUCAGUUCCUCCAAUAAGAAAAUCAGUGUUCAAUUCACUGUUCGGCGAGCAAGUGCAACAAAAGAAGAGUUAAUUUGACACUAAGGUGAGCCCCGGGUUGUUUCAGAGACAAAUUCAGCGCAUUUUCAGACGUACUGUUCCAGCCAUGCGUCUGUUCGCCGUUCUAGGCCUCAUCACCUUGUGUUGUGGAUGGGAUGUUCGGAACGAGCCGAUGAGAUUCGCGAGACGGCUCAAUCCUGGAGGAAUCAGCUCGACCACCACUUCCGAUCCGACUCCAAAUUCUACUUCGACUUCUGAUCCUACUCCGGCUCCGACUCCUGCCCCCGCUCCCCCGAAGACACCAGUUCCGAUUCUGAAAAGUUAGUUUUCCAGCACUUCGUGGUCCUUUCUAGAACAUCCAUUAUUCCAACAGUGUGAUUUUAUUGUUGAUUUCAGCGAAUACUUCGCUCCGCCAAAUCUCCGACGACUUCUCUAUCCUUGGACGGAUCGUGAACACGAUUGCCAUCCAGGAGGGACUCUCCAACAAUUCCAUCCGACUCGUGGAUCUUCUCGCCGAACUGUACGACUUGGAAUCAGGGAAAGGACUGAUGAGGCUGAAGGAAAUGAAGGUGGAUCCUAGAACUGUGUCCGGUGAGUUGGACAAGAUCUUGGGUAUUGUCGGAAAUCUGAAGAAAGAUGCGAUAAAUGAUCCGACGAAUGUGAAAAACGGCAUUGUGACACUCAUGGAAAUGAAGGACAAACUCCCUGAUCUCGAGGCGGGACUCAACGAAACAGCCACGGAGGACUUGGUCACUAAGUUUAAGAUAGUAUCCGGGCCUCUAUUCAUCAAUGGAGACUUCUUGGACACUUCUAAAUUUGAAAGUGUAGUGGAGCAAAUAACUACUAUAAAAAAGAAUCAAGAAAUAAGUGAUACAGAAGUAAUCGCCCUUCUCGAUGGUGCAUUGAAGCAGAUAUUGCAACUCACGGUCCCUCUCUUGGAUCGGUUCCAAUCGUUCAAAGAUUACAAGUCAAAGUUGAGCAAUGUGAUGGCUGUGAAAGAUCUGCACAAGGUGAUUGAACCGGUCCUCGUGAUCUCCCAAGCAGUCCGAGAAUACAGCCAAAACUCGGAGGCGUUUAUUUCUCUUCCGUCCAAGUUGUCUGAAUUGAAAGCUGAAUUAGACAUCUUCAUUCCAAUCGCCGCGAAACAUCAAUCAUUCUCGGCAGUCAGUGCGGCCCUCAAGAUCGCUCAUCCGUUCGUGAUUGAGCUGAUAUCUCCGAGGACUUCCGGACGUAUUCUCACCAGAGCGUUCCCGAACGGAGCCAAGGACUAUGCUCGGUUCCCGAAAAGACAUCCGAAGCGAGUGGUUCAAGGAGAAGAUCGCCUGCGGAAAGGACGUGAAACGAUUAGAAGACGCUCUCGACCACUCAAGACACUUCAGCGAGCAGGUGUCGGAGUUGGAUGCGAGCUGGCAGAAAUUCCGAAACAUUUCCCACGUCGCCAACUUCACUGAUCGCCUAGUGAACUCGACAAGCAGUUUGGCAAAGGAUGGAGAGGAAUUGGCUGGAAUCAAGGACUUGAAACCUUCGAUUGAAACGGUUGCGAAUGCGGUCCAAUCUCUCAAGAAUAUCACAUGUGCUCCACCAUUUGAUGAUAUUCAAAAAGUCAAUGAUUAUGUGAAAAACAUCAAUGAGCUCAUUGUGCGAAUGGAACAAGCGAUUGAAAGUGUCAUGCAAAACACAACUCAAAAUGUGACAGCAAGUAUGACAACAAUUGCCGAAGUAGCUAAAAAAAUUAAGAAAAAUCCUGCAAAUAUAACUGCCAUGAUUAAAGAUUUCAUCGAACUUCCUGAAAUCCAAAUGGUCGUCGAUCAUAUGAACUUCGUCAAUGCCACUCUCAGUCCCUUCUCAGCAGUCAAACUUGAAGCGGUCUUUAGCAACGUUCCUGACUUUAGUUCGAUCAAAUCAAUACAGUCCUGUCUUAAGGAAACUGGACUAGUUGGCACUCUGAAGCUUCUUCAAUCCAGCAAAUAUGACUCGGACGGAGUCGGAAGGGUCUUCCGCUUCGGAAGAGCUAUUCAAGAAUUGACAACUUCGGAUGUGAGAACAGCCAAAGUUCUGUUCGACACGAUGGACAAGAUGAAAGAGGCGGUCGUGGGCGUGAUCGGAAAAUCAGGAACGUCGAUGAGAAGACGUCGGGCACUCGACGACAAGCUGGCGCUGAGCAACCUGGAGAAGUCGGAGGAAGUGGCGACGAGCGUUGCGAGAGGAGUAGACACACUCCGGAUGAUGUCCGACGUGCUCGACAAGAAGAAACAGGUGCUGGCGGCGGCCGAUGCUCCACCAGAAGUGAAUGCAGUCAUCGGAGCACUUCCGACGGUCAACGCGUCCUGGACGAGCAUCACGAAAGAAUCCAUGAGGAAGCUGAUCAAGGAUCUGGUGAAUGUGGACAGCUACGCGAAGGAUCUGGCGGAAGAGACCGAUCUUCUGAAGAUCGGAACUGUGUUCGACAAGGCUGGAACAGUGGCAGGAGUCAAACUGAAUACUCGACUUCUUGCGGACUCUAUAUCUGAAACUCUGCAGAACUCCACCAGUCAGAAAGCCAAGAACCUUGAGCCGACUUUCCACGAACUCGGACGGCUCGAACUGGACUUCGCCAGCCACAAGGACGAUUUCACGGCGGCCACUCUCGCUCUGACCCGACUCCGCACCUUCUUCGACGACUUUUUCGGCAUCGAUCGGGCGACUUCGUUGGUGACGGGGACGGAGGAUUCGACGCCGAACGUCGCCUGGUACUACAUCGUCAUUGGCGUCGGCGCCCUCGUCGCCUUGAUCAUUCUGAUCUUUGUGGUUAGAAAGGCGUGGAAGGUGUUGAAGAGAAGGCGAGACUAUAUUAGUGAGUUUCUUCCGUAAUCCCGUGCGAACACUCUGAAAUUUCAGGAAUCGACGAGUACCUGAAAGAUCCUCUCAACUGGCGCCACAACGCAUUCACCAACGACAAUAUGCAUCGAACUUUGGGACACACCGACUUGCAUCUGGCCCUAAAGCAGGCGAAAUGGAACGAAGUCUUCCGUCUGGUCCAUGAAGGCAACUGUUUCAUCAACGGAUACAGUAAGCAUCAUCCGGAGAGGUGCCGAGUAAACUUUGCAAUUGCAGUGUACGAUUGGCCGAACGCUUGGACACCACUCCAGUACGCUUUCAAGAAAAGGGCGCCCGACUGGGUCGUCGUGGCGAUGCUUGAACACGGCGCCGAUCUGUUCCAGAGAGACACUGAGAACAACACGGCCAUGGACUAUCUACUGAAAAUCCACCCGAAGAUUGACGAUAAAACGUACUCGAAAGGAUGGAGAGGUUGGUACGAAUGGAUCCGAAAUGAAGAAGAGUAUCCGCUUCGGUCGAUAAUCCGCCACAAAAAGUUCUACAAGUACCAGAUGAGUGAGUGUCUGUUUUUGUCUUCCAACUCGCUUCCGAUCGACGAUUUGCAGAACCGCCGAUCAUUCUCCACCCCGAAAACUUUUGCGUUCACUUUGACUUAUAUAUCGGAACAUAUAAAAUUGAUAAAUUCGCGAAACUUUUCAGAGGACGGGUCAGUUUGAAGUGGGGGGGAAAGCACACAGAUCUUCGGUUUUGUUUUCAGUGCAAUCCCGAAAGCUUCUACGAGCCGAACAGAAUGGCCACUCACUUUGUGGUGAGCGACGAAGGCACCGGCACAGUGGACCUAGACACGAGAUGGGAUUUGCUUCCGCGACUGUUCAGUCCGACGAUCCUGAUGACGGAAGCGUGGCUGGAAAUGGUGACUUACAAUGGAUUGAAUAGCUUGGAAGGAUGGACCAACGACUACGAUUACCGGAUCACGAAGGCCAAGUACAAAGACCGUAUCUACACGACUGUCGAGCUGAUCAACUCUAUGUAUCAUCAGAUGGUUUGUCGUUUCGCAUUGAUCUCCUCGAUUAGACCCACUUUCAGAGCAUUCCCUACUUGAUUGGAGCCAAGGUUCUGCCUCUUAAUAACACCAAAAUCAGAUCAAAUCAAACCACCUUCGUUCUCAACGUGGUUCCCUUGUUAGGCGGAUUGAACCGGGACGAUCUGGCAAAAGACGACUACCGAGAAACCUGGUUCUACAAUGACCAUGUGUCGGCAGAGUUGCAUUUCGGCGUCGAGGAAGAGCGAGCAGCAUUCAUGGAAGUUAAGGAACGAGUCUACGAUCUUCAUUCGGAUUCCGCAUACUUUGCGUUCACCACAGAGAGUGAGCUCUUGUCGAAAAUACUCGCCAUGAGUGUUGUGACGAACAAAAAGGUGAAGUUGCUCUACUGUGAUCCAGCUGACUACGCGUACAGCGAACCGACAAACUUUUGGAAUCCGCUGAAUUGGGUGCGAAGACCGAAGGACCCGAAGAUUGAAUUGUGGAAGAAGGAGGAGGCGGAGGCGAGAGCGAGAUGGAUUGAGUGGCUCGAAGAUUUGAAAAAUCCGCGAAAGAAGAAGAAGCCAAAAGUCGCGAAACCUGUGAAAGGCGGAUCCCACUCGACAAAUUCGAUUCUCGACACGAGAGAGCCGUCCAAAUCGCAAAACAAGAUGGUGACGCAGAAAAAGCCGGCACCGGCGGCGUCGACCUAAAGUAAACUUGAUAUAAUUGAUCCUAUUUUAACCGUCUCGAUUUCAUCUUAAUAAAAUCGUUUCGAAGUUUAUAUUUUUUGCUCGCAACUUUCGCGAGCGAACACUAUUGCGGAGAGAGCGCAGAGAAAUAGAGAGUAGCGAGCGGGAUGGGCAAUUUAUCGGCCGCCACCUGCCUGCUUGCACUUUUUCUGUGUUUUCGCUCGUGCGAGAAUGUUCUAUUCUUUUUUUUUUUGGCUGAAAACUUAAGUACUCGGAAUCGCUGCUUUUCUCUGCUUUUUCGGUUCGAAUCGCUUGACGAAAUUCGUUCAAGCCGAGAGAAAGAUUGUCUGGCGCGAUCGCGAUCGGCAAAUCGAAAGUUUUUCGAGUGAUAACGAAAGAAAGAGAGCGUGAUAACGGCCGAUUGAUUAUCACCUCGUGACUUAAACAACGAUCAAGCGAUCAAGUUGCGAACGUAGUUUUUGGCUGGGGGUUUGCGAAUUUGGACCAGUGGGCCGGACUAUUUAUUUAGGAAUUAUGUGGAUGGCUGAAAAGAGACCGAAAGGGUUUUUUUUGCUCGAAUCCACACUUUGCACACUUCUUGGACAGUCGGGGAAUAGGGUAUCCGGUUUCUCACAGCCUCAAACUAAUAUGUGCCGCAUCGAAUCGACAAGUAAAAUGUAUUCUAGUAAAGAACUCUAAACAAAGUUGGAUAAAUUUAAAAAAAAGCAACAGCAGAAACAUUUUGUGCGAGAACCGAAUGAAAAAUCGGAUGCGAACAAUGCUUUACAUCAUUCUAUUUCGAGAACAGUGGGUCUAGACAAGUCCUUUUUCGCGCAGUUCCAUUUCGAAAUCGCACCAACAAUAACCGUUUUUCAGGUAAAAAAUCCGGAAGCGCGAAAGACGGGCGACAAAAUCGAAGUGUUCUAUUCACGCAAGACGACAGUCGUCUCGCCGACCAAUUCAGAUGAUGAGGAGGCGGACUUUUGCUCCGACACGGAACUUCUUCCCUCGUCGCAAGAGGGACAUCGCUCCAGAGCCACGUCGUUCCACGGAAGGGUUCGAGCUGGCAGCGACGACGAGACGGCCAACCCGAAGCACACUGUUCUCAGGUUCGGCAGGCUACGACUUGGUCCAAAAAAAGUUCCCAUUUUUUUAGCAACUUUACCGCACUCUUUAGAGGAGUCUUGCAGUAACUCUUCGUAUUUAACAUUCCGUUUUUCAGAUAUCGCCGCAAAAAAAGGGCGGUCAGUGGCGAGAGGUGAACGCGCAAAGGGACGCCCGACAAGCGGAAAGACGAUGAGGACGAACUGGAGGUGGAUGUGAAGGAGGACCGGUCCGAGCAGACGGGCGUCGUCACGAAGACGUACGAGGCACGGUGGAAGGUGCUCAAGUACGAGCAUCUGCCCGAGUGGCUGCAGGAUAACGAGUUUCUAAGGUGAAUUCGGACACUUCACUCAUUUUCGAACACUUCUCAACGUGUUUCGUUCAGACACGGCCACCGUCCGCCACUCCCCUCGUUCUCCGAAUGCUUCAAAAGUAUUCUGUCGCUGCACACGGAAACUGGCAACAUUUGGACGCAUCUCAUCGGAUGCGUCGCCUUCUUUCUUCUCGCCUGCUGGUUCUUCACGAGACCCGACAAUCACAUUCAGUUCCAGGAGAAGGUAUCGCGCUUUUCUGCCACCAAGCAUUCUAUCGAAACAGAUUUUGCAAAAGACGAUAAAAUUGAAGUCUUCUUUCAGGUCGUCUUCUCGUUCUUCUUCGUCGGCGCCGUCCUCUGUCUCGGUCUCUCGUUCGCAUUCCACACGCUCUCAUGCCACUCGGUGAACGUCGUCAAACUGUUCUGCAAACUAGACUACAUGGGCAUAUCGCUGCUCAUCAUCGGCUCCUUCAUUCCCUGGAUCUACUACGGCUUCUACUGUCGUCGCGAGCCCAAAAUCACGUACAUCGCAAUGGUUUGCGUGCUCGGCAUCGGCGCGAUCGUCGUCUCGUUGUGGGACACGCAACUGAUCGAGGAAUGGUUCCCGGCCGACUGGAGCACAAUUCUCAUCACCAAAACAAUGUUGAUCCUGGCCGACACAGCCAAGGACAUCUUGCUUUCGAGUCGGAAAAUGUUGGAAGAAGUGUCCGGUCCGGUGAAGAUCUUCGGAGACUUCCAUGGCCAAUUCGAAGAGAUAGAGAUCUUUGAAAAACGCCUUUUAGUCUUUUUGUUUGUCCGCUCGAAACACGGUUGUGAUUUCAUGAAAAUCUUCCCGAUAACGUUGUGCAAAUCAGAAAACGGUUGGUGGUAGUUUGUUUGACCUUUCCGUGGCACCCUUCUCUAAUCGUCCAAGUUUCCGGAACUUUCUUCAGUUCCUCCAAUAAGAAAAUCAGUGUUCAAUUCACUGUUCGGCGAGCAAGUGCAACAAAAGAAGAGUUAAUUUGACACUAAGGUGAGCCCCGGGUUGUUUCAGAGACAAAUUCAGCGCAUUUUCAGACGUACUGUUCCAGCCAUGCGUCUGUUCGCCGUUCUAGGCCUCAUCACCUUGUGUUGUGGAUGGGAUGUUCGGAACGAGCCGAUGAGAUUCGCGAGACGGCUCAAUCCUGGAGGAAUCAGCUCGACCACCACUUCCGAUCCGACUCCAAAUUCUACUUCGACUUCUGAUCCUACUCCGGCUCCGACUCCUGCCCCCUGCUCCCCCGAAGACACCAGUUCCGAUUCUGAAAAGUUAGUUUUCCAGCACUUCGUGGUCCUUUCUAGAACAUCCAUUAUUCCAACAGUGUGAUUUUAUUGUUGAUUUCAGCGAAUACUUCGCUCCGCCAAAUCUCCGACGACUUCUCUAUCCUUGGACGGAUCGUGAACACGAUUGCCAUCCAGGAGGGACUCUCCAACAAUUCCAUCCGACUCGUGGAUCUUCUCGCCGAACUGUACGACUUGGAAUCAGGGAAAGGACUGAUGAGGCUGAAGGAAAUGAAGGUGGAUCCUAGAACUGUGUCCGGUGAGUUGGACAAGAUCUUGGGUAUUGUCGGAAAUCUGAAGAAAGAUGCGAUAAAUGAUCCGACGAAUGUGAAAAACGGCAUUGUGACACUCAUGGAAAUGAAGGACAAACUCCCUGAUCUCGAGGCGGGACUCAACGAAACAGCCACGGAGGACUUGGUCACUAAGUUUAAGAUAGUAUCCGGGCCUCUAUUCAUCAAUGGAGACUUCUUGGACACUUCUAAAUUUGAAAGUGUAGUGGAGCAAAUAACUACUAUAAAAAAGAAUCAAGAAAUAAGUGAUACAGAAGUAAUCGCCCUUCUCGAUGGUGCAUUGAAGCAGAUAUUGCAACUCACGGUCCCUCUCUUGGAUCGGUUCCAAUCGUUCAAAGAUUACAAGUCAAAGUUGAGCAAUGUGAUGGCUGUGAAAGAUCUGCACAAGGUGAUUGAACCGGUCCUCGUGAUCUCCCAAGCAGUCCGAGAAUACAGCCAAAACUCGGAGGCGUUUAUUUCUCUUCCGUCCAAGUUGUCUGAAUUGAAAGCUGAAUUAGACAUCUUCAUUCCAAUCGCCGCGAAACAUCAAUCAUUCUCGGCAGUCAGUGCGGCCCUCAAGAUCGCUCAUCCGUUCGUGAUUGAGCUGAUAUCUCCGAGGACUUCCGGACGUAUUCUCACCAGAGCGUUCCCGAACGGAGCCAAGGACUAUGCUCGGUUCCCGAAAGACAUCCGAAGCGAGUGGUUCAAGGAGAAGAUCGCCUGCGGAAAGGACGUGAAACGAUUAGAAGACGCUCUCGACCACUCAAGACACUUCAGCGAGCAGGUGUCGGAGUUGGAUGCGAGCUGGCAGAAAUUCCGAAACAUUUCCCACGUCGCCAACUUCACUGAUCGCCUAGUGAACUCGACAAGCAGUUUGGCAAAGGAUGGAGAGGAAUUGGCUGGAAUCAAGGACUUGAAACCUUCGAUUGAAACGGUUGCGAAUGCGGUCCAAUCUCUCAAGAAUAUCACAUGUGCUCCACCAUUUGAUGAUAUUCAAAAAGUCAAUGAUUAUGUGAAAAACAUCAAUGAGCUCAUUGUGCGAAUGGAACAAGCGAUUGAAAGUGUCAUGCAAAAACACAACUCAAAAAUGUGACAGCAAGUAUGACAACAAUUGCCGAAGUAGCUAAAAAAAUUAAGAAAAAUCCUGCAAAUAUAACUGCCAUGAUUAAAGAUUUCAUCGAACUUCCUGAAAUCCAAAUGGUCGUCGAUCAUAUGAACUUCGUCAAUGCCACUCUCAGUCCCUUCUCAGCAGUCAAACUUGAAGCGGUCUUUAGCAACGUUCCUGACUUUAGUUCGAUCAAAUCAAUACAGUCCUGUCUUAAGGAAACUGGACUAGUUGGCACUCUGAAGCUUCUUCAAUCCAGCAAAUAUGACUCGGACGGAGUCGGAAGGGUCUUCCGCUUCGGAAGAGCUAUUCAAGAAUUGACAACUUCGGAUGUGAGAACAGCCAAAGUUCUGUUCGACACGAUGGACAAGAUGAAAAGAGGCGGUCGUGGGCGUGAUCGGAAAAUCAGGAACGUCGAUGAGAAGACGUCGGGCACUCGACGACAAGCUGGCGCUGAGCAACCUGGAGAAGUCGGAGGAAGUGGCGACGAGCGUUGCGAGAGGAGUAGACACACUCCGGAUGAUGUCCGACGUGCUCGACAAGAAGAAACAGGUGCUGGCGGCGGCCGAUGCUCCACCAGAAGUGAAUGCAGUCAUCGGAGCACUUCCGACGGUCAACGCGUCCUGGACGAGCAUCACGAAAGAAUCCAUGAGGAAGCUGAUCAAGGAUCUGGUGAAUGUGGACAGCUACGCGAAGGAUCUGGCGGAAGAGACCGAUCUUCUGAAGAUCGGAACUGUGUUCGACAAGGCUGGAACAGUGGCAGGAGUCAAACUGAAUACUCGACUUCUUGCGGACUCUAUAUCUGAAACUCUGCAGAACUCCACCAGUCAGAAAGCCAAGAACCUUGAGCCGACUUUCCACGAACUCGGACGGCUCGAACUGGACUUCGCCAGCCACAAGGACGAUUUCACGGCGGCCACUCUCGCUCUGACCCGACUCCGCACCUUCUUCGACGACUUUUUCGGCAUCGAUCGGGCGACUUCGUUGGUGACGGGGACGGAGGAUUCGACGCCGAACGUCGCCUGGUACUACAUCGUCAUUGGCGUCGGCGCCCUCGUCGCCUUGAUCAUUCUGAUCUUUGUGGUUAGAAAGGCGUGGAAGGUGUUGAAGAGAAGGCGAGACUAUAUUAGUGAGUUUCUUCCGUAAUCCCGUGCGAACACUCUGAAAUUUCAGGAAUCGACGAGUACCUGAAAGAUCCUCUCAACUGGCGCCACAACGCAUUCACCAACGACAAUAUGCAUCGAACUUUGGGACACACCGACUUGCAUCUGGCCCUAAAGCAGGCGAAAUGGAACGAAGUCUUCCGUCUGGUCCAUGAAGGCAACUGUUUCAUCAACGGAUACAGUGAGCAUCAUCCGGAGAGGUGCCGAGUAAACUUUGCAAUUGCAGUGUACGAUUGGCCGAACGCUUGGACACCACUCCAGUACGCUUUCAAGAAAAGGGCGCCCGACUGGGUCGUCGUGGCGAUGCUUGAACACGGCGCCGAUCUGUUCCAGAGAGACACUGAGAACAACACGGCCAUGGACUAUCUACUGAAAAUCCACCCGAAGAUUGACGAUAAAACGUACUCGAAAGGAUGGAGAGGUUGGUACGAAUGGAUCCGAAAUGAAGAAGAGUAUCCGCUUCGGUCGAUAAUCCGCCACAAAAAGUUCUACAAGUACCAGAUGAGUGAGUGUCUGUUUUUGUCUUCCAACUCGCUUCCGAUCGACGAUUUGCAGAACCGCCGAUCAUUCUCCACCCCGAAAACUUUUGCGUUCACUUUGACUUAUAUAUCGGAACAUAUAAAAUUGAUAAAUUCGCGAAACUUUUCAGAGGACGGGUCAGUUUGAAGUGGGGGGGAAAGCACACAGAUCUUCGGUUUUGUUUUCAGUGCAAUCCCGAAAGCUUCUACGAGCCGAACAGAAUGGCCACUCACUUUGUGGUGAGCGACGAAGGCACCGGCACAGUGGACCUAGACACGAGAUGGGAUUUGCUUCCGCGACUGUUCAGUCCGACGAUCCUGAUGACGGAAGCGUGGCUGGAAAUGGUGACUUACAAUGGAUUGAAUAGCUUGGAAGGAUGGACCAACGACUACGAUUACCGGAUCACGAAGGCCAAGUACAAAGACCGUAUCUACACGACUGUCGAGCUGAUCAACUCUAUGUAUCAUCAGAUGGUUUGUCGUUUCGCAUUGAUCUCCUCGAUUAGACCCACUUUCAGAGCAUUCCCUACUUGAUUGGAGCCAAGGUUCUGCCUCUUAAUAACACCAAAAAUCAGAUCAAAUCAAACCACCUUCGUUCUCAACGUGGUUCCCUUGUUAGGCGGAUUGAACCGGGACGAUCUGGCAAAAGACGACUACCGAGAAACCUGGUUCUACAAUGACCAUGUGUCGGCAGAGUUGCAUUUCGGCGUCGAGGAAGAGCGAGCAGCAUUCAUGGAAGUUAAGGAACGAGUCUACGAUCUUCAUUCGGAUUCCGCAUACUUUGCGUUCACCACAGAGAGUGAGCUCUUGUCGAAAAUACUCGCCAUGAGUGUUGUGACGAACAAAAAGGUGAAGUUGCUCUACUGUGAUCCAGCUGACUACGCGUACAGCGAACCGACAAACUUUUGGAAUCCGCUGAAUUGGGUGCGAAGACCGAAGGACCCGAAGAUUGAAUUGUGGAAGAAGGAGGAGGCGGAGGCGAGAGCGAGAUGGAUUGAGUGGCUCGAAGAUUUGAAAAAUCCGCGAAAGAAGAAGAAGCCAAAAGUCGCGAAACCUGUGAAAGGCGGAUCCCACUCGACAAAUUCGAUUCUCGAAACGAGAGAGCCGUCCAAAUCGCAAAACAAGAUGGUGACGCAGAAAAAGCCGGCACCGGCGGCGUCGACCUAA